GCCCGGUGGUCUCUUCACCAGAGCCCCCUCGUCCGCCCGUUCAGUGCUAGAAAUCCCUCACCCGAUCGAUCAUCAUGCCCGCCGAAGACUCUAAGCUCAAGACCACGCCCCUGGACCCGCGUUUCCCCAACCAGAACCAGGCACAGCACUGCUGGACGCGCUACAACGAGUUCGUGCUCUGCCUUAAGAACAACGACGGCGACGAGGACACGUGCAAGAAGUACUUCCAGAACGCCGCCUCGAUCUGCCCCAGCUCUUGGAUGGAGCGUUGGGACGAGCAGCGCGAGGAGGGCUCGUUCCAGGGCGUGCAGUACAUCAAGGAGGACUAAAUGCACUCGGCCUCUUGAUGCUGCGUCUUUUAUCUCUCUCCCCCUACUCCCUCAUGUAUGAAGGCUCAAGACUUUGUACUGUCAGCUCUGGUUAAUGGCAGGAAGUAGCUCGAAGCUCUUGCGGAGCUACAUCCUCUUCAUGCUCAAGAGACGGCGUACAUUGACUGCAAUUUUUUUCUCUCAAAAUGAUCAUUUUGUUGUCUGUGGCAACUUUGCCAUUGGGGGCCUUCAUUACAUCCGCCGAGUUCAUCAUUAACCUGCAAAUAUUAACACACACCAAA
This is a messenger RNA of Phytophthora infestans T30-4, 610 nucleotides long. RefSeq lists its product as uncharacterized. The record is from RefSeq and is a predicted model, not a curated record. Bases 75 to 329 code for a protein of 84 amino acids. Gene Ontology annotation, cellular component: mitochondrion; respiratory chain complex IV. The transcript has 2 exons. Lineage: Eukaryota; Oomycota; Peronosporomycetes; Peronosporales; Peronosporaceae.